AUGAUUUAUGUCUCAAUAGGUGCUGCUCAAGUUGAGACAGACCUCUGUGCGACUUUCCCGAAGCCGUCAAGAAGAGAAGAAGCAAGAGCAGUGGCAAUAUCAUUAUCUAUCACUGCCUUCACUGUUGUCGGACUUCGAUGCAUUUCACGAUACCUGGUUGACCACCGACUUUGGUGGGAUGAUUGGAUGAUCAUUGCAGCAACGGUCCUUCUCGCCGCAAUAACAGGCAUCCAAAUUGCGGGAACCGGCCUAGGGUUUGGCUUGCACUACUGGCAUGUCGAACCUUGGGCAAGCACAAGACUCAUUCAGAUGUUCUAUAUUGGCGAACAACUUUAUAUCUUGGCCCAGAUUAUGGCUAAAAUCUCACUUCUGCUUUUCUUCUCGCGCAUCUUCUUCUCUUCUCGAUGGUUCUAUCUUACAACCCAACUCUUUAUUCUGUUCUUGAUUCUGCACGCGGCGAUAUUCCUCUUUCUUGUCAUUUUCGAAUGCACGCCAGUCACCUCAACCUGGAAUCUCGACGAUCCAUCUAGAAAAUGCAUGAAUAUUGUAGCAAUUGGCUACUCUGGUGCAGUAUUCAGCGUCAUUGAGGACAUUGCUAUCCUUAUUCUUCCCAUUCCAGAGCUUCUUCGACUUCAGCUCAGUACCAAGAAGAAACUCUGGCUCAGUCUCAUAUUUGGGCUAGGGUCAUUGUAA
Colletotrichum abscissum is the source of this 693-nucleotide messenger RNA. RefSeq lists its product as uncharacterized. The record is from RefSeq and is a predicted model, not a curated record. Lineage: Eukaryota; Fungi; Ascomycota; Sordariomycetes; Glomerellales; Glomerellaceae. The transcript is spliced from 2 exons. Bases 1 to 693 code for a protein of 230 amino acids.